Messenger RNA from Elaeis guineensis (African oil palm), 1870 nucleotides. RefSeq names its product zinc transporter 1. NCBI's taxonomy places the organism in Eukaryota, Viridiplantae, Streptophyta, Magnoliopsida, Arecales, Arecaceae. Gene Ontology annotation, molecular function: zinc ion transmembrane transporter activity. Gene Ontology annotation, cellular component: membrane. The record is from RefSeq and is a predicted model, not a curated record. Gene Ontology annotation, biological process: zinc ion transmembrane transport.
AACAAGGAAGAACCCAUUAAAAAGAGAAGGAAAACAAAAGAAAGAUAUGGUCUCCGCCAUCCCCAAACGUGUCCAUCGCUAGCUUCCGCUCCAAUGGUGAAGGCCUCCAGAUCUCUUAGAAAAAUCUUGGUCCUCCUCUUCCUUUCUUUGUUCACCUUCCAAGUAAUCGGCCAUGAAGGCCACGACCAUGGUGCCCCAUCACUUGCCCCUGAAGGUGCCCCAGGCGUUUCAUCGAUCGCUACAGCUUCUAUGAAAGCCUCGAGCCCUCUUUGGACAGUAUUGCUCCUACUGCUCGUUCAAUCUCUGUUAUCCUUCCAAGCACGCGCCCAUGAAGGCCAUGACCAUGACACCCACCCCGGUGCCCCUGCACGGGGCCCCAUCAGUGCCCCCGGCUCCCCCUCAUCCCCCACCACAUCCAUGGCUUCAGUUCCUAUCAAAGCCUUGAGCUCUCUUUGGGCAGUCUUGCUCCUCCUCCCCUUCCUGCCCUUCCAAGCGAAAACCAAAUCAUGCCACGACCACGACGCCAACUUUGAUGCUGAUGCAGCAAACAGCGGUGAUCACCAAGGUACCAGUGCCUCAUCGGUAUUUUGGGUUCCCAUGAAGGCCUCAAGGCCGCUUUGGAAAACCUUGCUCCUCCUCCUCUUCCUCCUUCUGUCAACCUCCCUAGUGAAUGCCCAUGGAGGCCACGACGACCACGAUGCCAAUGGAGAUGAGCAGGACAACUUGAGGUCGAGAGGUCUGAUCGCUGUGAAGAUCUGGUGCCUUGUGAUCCUUUUGGUGAGCACCUUCGCAGGUGGAGUCUCUCCCUACUUCUACAGAUGGAACGAGAGCUUCCUGCUCAUGGGGACCCAAUUUGCUGGUGGGGUCUUCUUGGGGACCUCACUCAUACACUUCCUGGCGGAUGCCAACAGCACCUUCGCUGAUCUCACGUCCAAAACUUAUCCUUUCGCAUUUAUGCUAGCAUCAGUCGGUUACCUGCUCACCAUGUUUGGGGACUGCAUCAUCGUCUGGGUGACGCAGGGUGGAAGGAAGGAGGCGAGAGUGGAGGUGGAGGGAGCUGGGAAACGCCGCGAAGAGCAUGGGGAGGAGAUGAGGCUGGAUCUCCAUCCGGCUUUCGUGAGGACGACGACGCUGGGAGACACGUUGCUGCUCAUCCUAGCCCUUUGUUUUCACUCCGUUUUUGAAGGGAUAGCUGUCGGAGUUGCAGAUACGAAGGCCAGUGCAUGGAGGAACCUAUGGACUAUAAGCCUGCACAAAAUCUUCGCAGCCAUCGCCAUGGGAAUUGCACUGCUUAGGAUGUUACCCAAGAGGCCAUUCUUGAUGACGGUGGUCUACUCACUUGCCUUUGCCAUUUCGAGCCCCAUUGGUGUUGGAAUUGGCAUUGCCAUUGAUGCCACAACGCAAGGACCAGUGGCCGAUUGGAUCUAUGCCAUCUCCAUGGGUCUUGCCUGCGGGGUGUUCAUCUAUGUGGCCAUCAACCAUCUCAUUUCCAAGGGCUUCAAGCCGCAAGAACCAAGUUACUUCGACACUCCCUUCUUCAAGUUCUUUGCAGUACUCAUUGGGGUUGCCAUCAUAGCUGUAGUCAUGAUAUGGGAUUGACAUUGAGUGCGACUUUGCUUGCUGGUCUUUCAUAUUAUUCCCGAUUUAAAUAGACUUGGGUCUGUGUUGUGAAGUUUGAUUUGCUGAUGUAUUUAUCUUGAUUUACAUGUGGUUUGCGCUGUGGAAAUAGACCAUAAGUUCUUUAAUAAGGAGUCAGUAUAUGAGAAACCACCUUGGUUUUAUUGAUAGCUUUUAACUUUUUUUCUUGAGAUAAAAAAUAUUUCGACGACCGUGGUAUUUGAACUAUGAGGGGCGUGUAACUUUGAAAUUA